Molecule: messenger RNA, 2304 nt
Organism: Penicillium manginii
Lineage: Eukaryota; Fungi; Ascomycota; Eurotiomycetes; Eurotiales; Aspergillaceae
Product: putative microtubule associated protein (Ase1)
Exons: 4
Coding region: 1-2304 (767 amino acids)
Biological process (GO): mitotic spindle midzone assembly; microtubule cytoskeleton organization
Cellular component (GO): spindle; mitotic spindle midzone; cytoplasm
Molecular function (GO): microtubule binding
Source: RefSeq, a predicted model, not a curated record
AUGGCGGUUGACACAAGUUAUCUGACCACUCAGGUCAACAAUAUCGUUGAGCAACUGCAUGGCAUCUUCGACGAUAUUGGAGUGCCUGCUCGCGAGCGCGACUCGCGCGAAGCAGAGCUUUUCAGCGCGCUGUCAGAAACAUUAAAUAACCACCUUAAGAUUGUUGACGAAGAGAAAGAGGAGAUGACACUAGAAGCCCAACGCCUCAUCACAGCCAUCCAACAAAUGGAAGCCUCAUUGGGCGAUGAAAGGGCCAAUGGCCAAUACGAGCUUAACCGUGAUGAUUUGCGCGUUACCUACCCCCUCAACCGGUGUAUUGCCUUCUUGCGCGAAAAGAACGACGGCAUGAGCAAGCUCCACCGCGAAAGAUUUGAACAGAACUUGUCGACGCUCUGGAGUCCUACUCAUCUCAUCUUGAAACAUCAUUUCUUCAUAUUGAAUUGCCCCCCCACUGCGCCUGGCUCGACCAUUCCACCCAGCUUCGACUUGUCGCCUUCAUAUGUUACAGCCCUCGAUUCAGAAUUCACCCGUGUCUACGAGGAGUACCACCGUCGCGUGUCCUAUGUCCAAACAACCAGCGAGGAGAUUAUCAAGCUCUGGGCGGAGCUGGGUACCCCGCAAGUACAAACUGAUUCCAACAUCGUUAAGUGCUACCGCGAAUCCCCCGAGCAGCUUGGCCUUCAUGAGGCCGACCUCGGUAACCUGAUGGCACGACGCGACAAGUUGGUGGAGGAAAAGAAGGGCCGUGAGCGCAAGAUCAAGGAGAUCCGAACCAAUGUCGAAAGUCUAUGGGAGCGCUUUGGGGUCGAAGAAGCCGAUCGAAAGGCCUUCCUCGCAACCAACCGUGGCUGCGGUCUUCGCACGAUUAAUGAAUUCGAAGAAGAGCUGGCCCGCCUGAAUGAGUUGAAGAGACAGAAUAUGCAUCUCUUCGUUGAAGAUGCCCGCUGUCGCCUACAAGAGCUCUGGGAUACUCUCUUCUUUUCCGAAGAGGAGAUGCUCGACUUUACACCCGCUUUCUCUGACGUGUGCAGUGACGCUCUUCUAGAGGCCCACGAGGCUGAGAUCGCUCGUUUGCAGACACUCAAGGAUCAGCGCGCACCCACGCUUGAGAUGAUUGACAGACACCGUGGUAUUCUUGCAGAUCGUGACGCUCUCUCAUCUUCAAGCCAAGAUGCUUCUCGUUUGAUGGCCCGAGGAAACAAGGGUGAGAAGCGAGACCCUGGCAAGCUUCUGCGCGAAGAGAAAAUGCGAAAGCGCAUUGCAAAGGAGCUUCCUAAACUCGAGGCCGAUCUGCGUAGAGAGUUGGAGCGUUGGGAGGACGAGUAUGGACGGCCCUUCUUGGUUCACGGAGACCGCUAUCUUGACAGCUUGACUCCUGCACCCGCCUCAAGAAUGCCGCCGCCACGCUCGAAGACCCCAUCCGCCCCUCCCUCUACAACUAAAUCUAGCGCAGCCCGACAGCCGGUGUCUCGACCUGGCAGCUCUAUGCGGGGCCCUCCUCCCCCUCGUUCUGCUACCAAGACUCCCAAUGGAAGUGGCCCUGUGAAGCAUAACACUAUUGGCUACUCUGGGGCUCGAUCUGGAGCCAAGUCUCCCUCGAAGCUUCCAGCUCGUGCUCCAUUGAGCAACAUGCCUCAUGGAAACAACUCUCCUGAACGCCGUACUGGGCCUGGCAAUUACUCCUCCAGCACCAUCAAUGGAAAGAUGCCGCCUCCCCGUGGACCUCCCCCGAGAAUGCGUGCAUUGACUGUCGAGUCAAAGGAGCGCAAUAGUCAUCUGAUGGAGCCGCCUCGUUGUAAUAGCGCUAUGUCGAGUGCAUUUGUCCGUCCCGUGAGCCCCGAAGACGUUUAUGAUGACCGCCAGCGGUCUUUCAUGAGCUCUUCCGUCAUGUCCAACCACCGCCAGAUGGGAAUAUCUCACUCUUCUCACUCGUCUUUGUCGUCUCUAUCAUUGAAUUCGUCUCAGAAUUACCCUCGGGCCAACCCUUACCUUUCACACGCUCCACCUCCCCCUGCCCUUCGUCAAACAUCGAGCUCAUCAGCUGGAAACACCACUAUUUCCGGUUCAGAGAACUGGGAAACCUUUGAUGAUGCAUCCGACGCGGAAGCCGACACCAGCGAUGUUUACUAUGGCAAGAUACGUGCGCCUCAUGGCAAGCGCUUUGCCCCCGAUGACAGCAUGGACUUUUUGGGCAAGAAGAGCAAGGGCAUCCGCAGUGUCAGCCCUGACGGACCUCACCCUGGUCAAGUCCUUCGUGUUGCAGGUAGCGACAGUGAAUGGGCCGACGAGUUUGAGACGUACUAA